This is a messenger RNA of Oikopleura dioica, 4719 nucleotides long. Lineage: Eukaryota; Metazoa; Chordata; Appendicularia; Copelata; Oikopleuridae. The record is from the annotation of a GenBank genome assembly.
AUGAAAUUUUCAAAUUUCCCUAAAGUCGCUUUUUUGGCGCUGAGCUUUGGGCUGAUAAGAGAAACAGACGCUCAGGCAGAAUUGACAAAUCCGACUAGUUAUGAUAUUUCGCAGUUUUGGCCCGGAGGAUUUUCUGCGAAAAUUACCAUCGGCAUCAAAAGAGAAAUCAGAUUCGGAUGGCUGAUGAAAUUGACUUUCACUUCUCCUGUCACUUCGAUUGAGAUUUUCGACGCUCAAGUGGCCGAAGUCAGCGCGGAUGGACAAGUCUAUCUCCUCAAAAAUCAAAACUACAAUGGUCGACUUCAAACUCAUCAAGGCGAAGUGUCAAUGUUUUUCACCGGAACGCAGCCUGAUGGUUCCAACGGGCCGCCAAACUCGGAUCUUCUGUUGAUUGAGCUGAUCAACACUUUUGAGACGAUAGAAGAGGCGCUGAAAAGAGUCGGAACAACAUUGGAAAGAGACGGAACUGGCAACACUCUCGAUACAACACCAUCAAGCCGAGUAAACCCUGUCUUCAACGGCGCAAACGUCGCUGUCAACACUCCUCCACCACCAAACCCUACUGCCUUUUCCGUCAUCACGACCACCACCCCUCCAUACGUCCACGAUGUCGCCCAUGCUAUCCACCUCUCCUUUCUUUUUUUCGAAGCCCAGCGAAGCGGAGAACUCAGCAUGCAUCCAAAACGAAUCGACUGGCGCCAAGAUUCCGGCUUGACGGACGGAGGAUAUCACAAAGUAAAUCUCGUCGGUGGAUAUUUCGUCGACCACGAUUUUGUCAAGUUCGGAUUCCCGAUGGCCAGCGCGAUGACUCUUCUUGCCUGGAGUGUGGUUGAGUUUAAAGAAGCGUACGUCCAGGCGAACGAGUAUCGAGUAGCUAUGGACGCCCUUAAAUGGGCGGCAGACUACUUCAUCAAAUGCCACACUAACCCCUUCGAGUUCUACGGCCAAGUCGGCCAGACAAAAGACACGAAUGAGUACUGGGGGCGACCGGAAGAUAUGCUCGAAGCUUUCGACGAAAUUUCGUUCAAAUGCACGAACAAGCGUCCCUGCUCUGAUCUCAUCGCCGAAACAGCCGCUGCCUUGGCCGCAACAUCCAUGGUUUUUCGCGGAUUCGACGAGAAAUUCCAACGCCGAUGCAUGGAAAAAGCAAUGCAGCUCUACAAAUUCGCCAAUCAGUACCAAGGCAGUUAUCACGAAUCGAUCCUCGACGCCGCCAAUCGCUACAAAUCAUACAACGGCUUUCACGACGAACUCGCUUGGGCAGCGCUCUGGAUCGCCAAGGCCGUUCAAAAUCGAGAGGCCCGGCCAAUUUGGAUCAAAAAAGCGACUGCUCAUAUGAAAAAAUUCAACAAGCGCCAGCCGAUGGAGUAUUACAACUGGGAUGAUAAACGAAUCGCUGUUCACACGAUGCUGGCAAGUUUGACGAAAGCUGAGCCGCAUUGGGGCCCAACCAUUCGAUUUUGCGAUAAAUUGUUGCCCGGUGGCGGGGCGGAUUACACACCGGCGGGGCUUCUUUUCCUGACAGAAUGGGGCACUCUUGAAGCAACGACGUCUUCCUGCUUUUUGUGCCUCAUCGCAGCGGAAAAUAACAUCCGGCCGAAUGUAUACCGGCUUCUCGCGAAAAAGCAACUGUACUACGUUCUCGGAGAAAACACCGGGCAAUCCUUUGUCGUCGGCUACGGGAAGAACGGAGGCCCCCAGCGGCCGUACCACAAGGCCAGUUCGUGUCCCUACAAACCGGCAAAAUGCGGCUGGGCGCAGAAAGACUCGGAAGACCCGAAUCCUCACAUUUUGCACGGCGCUGUCGUCGCCGGUCCGAAUCCGCUCGAUGAGUUUCUCGAUGACCGAAGCGACUACCAACAUUCGACGGUUACGCUGAACACUAACGCUGGAUUUACAGCCCUCGCCGCUGGAGUGCUAACGCUAGAAAUCGAAGGAACACUGAUUGAAGACAAAAGUACGCUGUCAGUGGGAGACUCGAAAGUAGGGCAGAAGUUGCUUGCGAUGGGGACUUUUGCACCUGACUAUGGAGAGUUGAUAGGUCUCUCUCUUCUCUUCUACGAAGCCCAACGCUCCGGGAAAAAAGGCGACUCCCGGAUCGUCUGGCGCGGAGACGCUGCCCUUCAAGAUUUCGGCGAUGACAACGAAGAUUUAACUGGUGGUUAUUUCGACGCCGGUGAUUUCAUGAAAUUCAAUUUUCCGAUGGCUUACAGUAUGACCACGCUCGCUUGGGGAGGAGUCCAGUACAGAGAACAAUACGUAGAGGCGGGAGAGCUGGAUAAUUUGAAAAAGGCUCUGCGACACGGAGCGGAGUACCUGAUCAACUGUCAUCCGGAAAAGUACAAGCUCUACGGACAAGUGGGCAUCGGAGAAAUCGACCACAAGCGCUGGGGAAGACCAGAAGACAUCACUUGGGCGCGAAAAGCAUUUGCGAUUACUGACGAGCGGCCGGGAACAGAUCUAGCUGGUCAAACAGCGGCGGCUCUAGCUUCGGCGAGCAUUUUGCUCCAAGAAGACGACCCUCAAUUCGCCGCGAAAUGCCUGAAACACGCUCGGGACUUGUACGAAUUCGCGGAUCGAUAUCGCGACUAUUACCACCGAGCGAUUCCAGACGCUGAAAAGUAUUACAAAUCCUCUGGCUUCGGCGACGAACUAACUUGGGCGGCGCUUUGGAUUUACUACGCUACUUCUGACAGUUGGUAUCUCAGAGCGGCGCAGAAAAAGUACGAAGAGUUCGCGCUUUCCACCGCUGAUCCGUUUGCUUAUUUCUGGGACGACGUGACGAUCGGAGCGCAAGUUUUGCUCAAGAACAUGACUGCCAGUGCUGAUUAUGAUAUUCCAAUCAAGCGGUUUUGCGACAAGUUUAUGAAGGACAGCGGAAAAGCUUUCACCCCAAAAGGUUUGCUUUUCCUGGCAGAGUGGGGACCAAAUCGCUACGCGGCAAAUAUCGCAUUUGUUUGUGGAAUCGCCGCGGAUCUCGGAAUCAAUAGUUGCCGCUAUCGCGAGUUCGCCAAGUCGCAAAUCGACUACUUUCUCGGAAAAGACGUUCGCUCCUACAUCGUCGGCUGGGGGCGCAAUCCGCCGACAAAAUAUCACCACCGAGCCAGUUCUUGUCCUCCCAAGCCAGUUGCAUGCACGAAAGUAGCAGAAACGAGCCCUGAUCCGAAUCCGCACGUUCUCCUUGGCGCUCUUGUUGGUGGGCCGGAUAUUAACGAUCGUUACUACAAUGAGCGCUCGAAUUAUAAACAAUCAGAAGUGGCGCUGGACUACAAUGCUGGUUAUCAAGGAGCACUGGCGGCUCAACUGUACUUAGAGAUGAAUCCUCCGCCGCCCUGUAUCACGACAACUACGACGACAACGACGACAACAACGACAGCUUCUACGAUUUCAACAAAAGCGGAAAGCGAAGUCGGAAUCAACGAUGUCAUGUCCGGCGGAAUGUGCUACGACCCCCAAAUCGGCUGGGUAAGAUGCAAUAACGGAGCAUCCCAGCCAGCGGCAGGCGCUUCCGAUGACGCAGGAUUACCAGCUGACAUUGUGAACGACUACUUGGGGUUAGACGACUAUGAUGAUUAUGAUAGUCUUCCUGGACUGGACUACGACUUUCAAAACUACGAUUUCGACAUUUCCGAUUACUACUACAAUCCUUUGCCGGGAUUAUCCAAUCAAAUGCGAGAGAAAAAUAUUCUCCCAGAAAAUACAGGCAAGCCGAGUUUACCGUCGCGUCCUUAUUCCAACAUCUCUCCCGGUCAAAAAGACGAAGAAAUCACAUUCGAGCAGCUCGAGCGCGAAAUCGAAAAAAUCAAAGCCGGCGUUGAUCCAAAGGAAAUCUUCAGAAUAACAACCACAAAAGCCACUCCUUACAUCCCUCCCAACCCGUUCACCGUUCCUGAAUCGAUGGGUCUUCCUCGAAACAAUCAAGCAACCCCAGCAGCGACGACGAAGCCGACAACAAAAACGACAACAGUUUAUGUUCCCCCAGCAAAACAAUAUCGAAUCACGACAAAAUCGACAACGACAACGACAACAGCCUCCACUACAGAUGAAACAACAACGACGACGGAGCCGAAAGAGGAAACGACAAAAGCGCCGAUUAAAAUCAGCAGGCGGCCGAUCAAAAAAGUGAAGUUGCGGGAAGGAAUUCCGGAAAAGAAAGAAACUGGACUGAAUCCGGAGCUCGAGGAAUUGAUCGAAGAAAGGGUCAAUUGCGAGAUUGGCUCUAUUACGGACGCAAUUAAAACCUGUGCCCUGACAGACAAUCCAGAAAGCUCCUGUAGAUAUUCUUCCUUUGACAGAUGCGUUCAAAUACGCGCAGGGCACUGCGAGGAUACCCCUGAAAUUUUCACUUUCUGGAACAAUGACGAAAAGAAUGACUUGCGAUUCGAACUCGAUGAAAUGAUUUGUACAAAAGACGCGCUUCGGGCUGGCAAAGAUUUCUGCCCAGUUGCCGAAAUCAUUUUUACGUUUGAUAACUGCCUAGUUGAAGCAGAUGAUGGAAGGGAUGAGCCGAGUGACAGUCCUUGUCGUUUUUCGACUUUUGAGCGAUGCGUCAAUCGAAAAAUCAUCAAUUGCUACAUGCUCUGGGAUAUUUUCGGCCAAUGGAAUGCGAAAGUAACUCCUGUCGAGAAGCAAAUCUGGCCUGAUACAGCGUGCUCUCAAUACAAAAUCUUCAUUGCUACAAUUUUGGUUGUAAUUCUAAGUUUGCUGCACCUUGUUUAG